AACCGCGCUUCACACGGUUUAUCCACCUAUCGCACCUGCAUAUAGUUGACUAUGGGAAGUGCCUUUAAUGCACUAGAUUUCCCUAGAAAUCUUCACAUUUAAUCGCUUUGAUAUCUAACUUAAUAUUUGAUUUCAUUGAUAACUAGUGAUGUAUAUUGUUACGAAGCUGUUUCAGCUAAGAUAAGACUUUCAGCAUUUUCUGGAAUUAUACUAGAAAGUAGGAUAGAGGACUAUCCUAUCUAAUCACACUAUACCAUUUUACAAAUGACUAUAAUUAUUUUAUUGAAACUACUUUCCAUUAAUUCAAACUAAAGGUAACGUGAUUAUGUUAAAGGCAGUCCAUCUUAAACUUCGAAAUGGUAAAAACGUAAAACUUGUAACCUGCAUGUAACCUGUGUGUGAAGGAUAUUACCUAAUGAAUGUGUACCAAAUAAAACGUAACUUCAAUCCGAACUUCAUUCUUUCAAUUAUCUCGCCAUAAGUCCUACACAAAAAAUUCGCAGUGCAACUCAGUGGGGUUGCACAACAAAAUUUGGUGGCAGCGGUAUAGAUUGGUGAAAAUCCAGUCAAACUUGGCGUUCCGGGUAAAUAGGAAAUCCUAUGUUUGGAAUAGCUGAGCAAGAAACGGUAUUUGCGGUGAUUUGAAUCCAGGAUUAUUCGAGUUUUUCAGACAAGGGCCCGUCGUUACCGAAAACUAGAAGAAUCCAGACCCGAAUUACCAACACCCAAAAUUCCCAAGAAGAGGCAGUGUCAGCGUUAAAGUGUUUGUUAGUGAAAUAAGUUUCUACAGUUUCGGGUGCAUUGUGCUAUUCGCUAUUCUUUGGAUUUUACACAUUUUCAUCAGAUUAAAAGUAAGUCAGAAAUUUAUACGAACAUUUUGUAACUUAAUUAUUACCUACUUAGUAGCUCGCUGUUUGAACGUUAAUAAUUUCAUUUAAGCAGUAUUUCGACACGAAUCAGUAUAGUUUAACAAAUUUCGUAAUCCGUAGAACAGCCAGCAAUAAAGUACAAAAAUGCCUGACAAUAAUGUAAGUGAUGUUUCCAACUUAAAUUUAGCAGAAGGUUCAAGUAGUGUAAAUGCAGCAGGUAGGGAUCAGUUUUUAAGUUUAGAUGCAGCAGUAAAGUUAUUAACAAAUUUUAGUGGGGACAGCAAAGAAAGUGUUACGGAAUGGAUAGAUAAUUGUGAGAUUAUUUUAAACUCAGUUAGGCAAGUCGAUUCCCAUAUGCUAUUUCAAAUUAUUAAAACAAAAGUCUCAGGUAAAGCUAGGAAUUUUAUAAAAUACAGAAAUUUUCAAAAUUGGGAUUUUUUUAAGGAACAUUUAGAAGAACUUUUUGCCGAAAAGAGAACUCUUUCGCAUUGGCAGUUAGAGUUAAAUUCAACUAAACAGUCAAAAGGUGAAAAUUUAGAUACAUAUUCAAACAAAAUUGAAAAAUGUUUAAGCAAUUUGUUAGAUGUGGCGACGGUAAAUAAAACCCAAGAGGAAGCGGUAACUAUCAGUGAAUUAUUGAGAUUACAAGCCUUAAAUGUGUUUGUCACAGGAUUGCAAGAACCUUUGAAAAUGCACGUAAAAAGUAGGGACCCCAAAACUUUAGAAUCAGCUGUUGAAUUAGCUAGAAUUGAAGAAAGAGAACUUUUGAGUAAUCGCGAUUCACAAAAUUAUUUUGGUUAUAAGGUAAAUUCAAAUCAACGUACAGUUCAAGGGAAUUGUUUUGUUUGUAAGAAAUCAGGUCAUUCAGCUUCAAAUUGUUUUUAUAAAAACAAUAGUGUUAAAACGAACGAUUCACGUGUUCAAAAUUUUGUUAGUGUGAAAAAACCUCAAGUGUUUUCAAUGCAAAGCCAGCCCAUAUGUUUUUAUUGUAAAAAACCAAAUCACAGAAUUGCAGACUGUAGGAAAAGAAUAUUUAAUGAAAGGUUAAAAGCAACACAAAAUGAUAAUCCUCAUUCGAUAAACAGGAACUCGGGAAACGAAAAAAACUCUUCAACGAGAGGUCAGUUGGAGAAGUGAGUUUUAGGAAAGACCUCAAUCGCAAUUUUGGAAAGCGCAAGGUUACUAACGUAGGCAGUGGAGUUCAUAAUUACAACAGGUAUCGUGAUAAACGGACAGAAAAUAUACAAACAAUCGAAUUAAAGGAAUUUCAGAACAAGGUCGAGAUUAACUUAGCUAGAUGUAAAUUAAAAUAUGUAGACAUUCCCUUAAAUUUUUGUAAGAAGAGGGUUAAUCGAUUAAUGAUAGAUUCGGGAGCAGAUAUUACUUUAGUGAAAUGUAGGGCAGUACGAGAAGAUAUAGUAAUUGAUAAAAAUCGGUCUGUUGAAAUAAAGGGUAUCACAAAUGAAACCACUAUCAGAACCUUAGGAGUUGUCGAUGAAAAAUUUUGUUUAUCCGACAGAGAAAUUGUUGUUCCAUUUCAUAUAGUUAGUGAUGAUUUUUCCGUAGAAGGAGACGGAAUUUUAGGAAAUAGCUUUUUACACGCACUACAAGCAAAUUUAGAUUACAGGAACAAUGUUUUGGAAUUUGGAGAUAAAAGGUAUAGAUUAAUAAAUUUGGAUGAAAUCUUGAUUCCUGCAAGAAGUGAAACUAUUACUAGAGUUCGGACAAUAUCAGAUGGAAUAGGUGUUUGUAACGGUAAACAAGUUAGUGAAGAAAUAUAUUUAGGAAACUGUUUAACUCAGGCAAUAAACAAUUCGUGUGUUGUUA
Messenger RNA from Photinus pyralis (common eastern firefly), 2696 nucleotides. RefSeq lists its product as uncharacterized. Gene Ontology annotation, molecular function: nucleic acid binding; zinc ion binding. The record is from RefSeq and is a predicted model, not a curated record. Bases 1014 to 2006 code for a protein of 330 amino acids. Lineage: Eukaryota; Metazoa; Arthropoda; Insecta; Coleoptera; Lampyridae. The transcript has a single exon.